Messenger RNA from Cutaneotrichosporon cavernicola, 942 nucleotides. RefSeq lists its product as uncharacterized. The record is from RefSeq and is a predicted model, not a curated record. NCBI's taxonomy places the organism in Eukaryota, Fungi, Basidiomycota, Tremellomycetes, Trichosporonales, Trichosporonaceae. Gene Ontology annotation, cellular component: cytoplasm. Gene Ontology annotation, biological process: G1/S transition of mitotic cell cycle. The coding region runs from base 1 to 942 and encodes 313 amino acids. Gene Ontology annotation, molecular function: protein serine/threonine phosphatase activity. The transcript has 4 exons.
AUGGUUGUGCCGGCAUAUAACGACCCGGACGCGUGGAUCGAGCAUAUCCGACAAUGCAAGCACCUCCCAGAGCGUCAGAUGAAGGCGCUGUGCGCGCGCGUGGCCGACUUGCUGCUCGAGGAAAGCAACGUACAUCUCGUCCAGAGCCCUGUGACAGUGUGUGGCGACAUCCACGGACAGUUCUGGGACGUCCUCGAGAUCUUUAGGCGGGGCGGUGAGGCGCCCAAAACGAGUUACAUUUUCAUGGGCGACUUUGUGGACCGAGGAUACUACUCGCUCGAGACGUUGAGCCUGUUGCUCGCCUUGAAAGCGCGGUAUCCGGAACGCAUCACCCUGUUGCGCGGCAACCACGAGUCACGCCAGAUCACGCAGGUGUACGGCUUCUACGACGAGUGUAUGCAAAAGUACGGCAACCCGUCGGUUUGGCGGGCUUGCUGCAACGUGUUCGACAACCUCAACCUCGCGGCUAUUAUCGACUCGUCGAUCCUUUGUGUCCAUGGAGGACUGAGCCCAGAUAUCCGCACACUCGACCAGGUGCGCACAAUAUCUCGCGCACAGGAGGUGCCCCAUGAAGGACCGUUCUGCGACCUCAUGUGGUCGGAUCCAGACGACGUCGAGACGUGGGCCGUGAGCCCGCGCGGUGCAGGGUGGCUGUUUGGCGGCAAGGUGACGGGCGAGUUCAACCACGUGAACGGGCUCAAGCUCGUUGCGCGCGCACACCAGCUCGUGCAGGAGGGCUACAAGCACAUGUUUGACGAGAAGCUCGUGACGGUGUGGUCUGCGCCAAAUUACUGCUACCGAUGCGGGAACAGCGCGAGUAUCAUGCAGGUCGACGAAGAGACCAACCCGUCGUUCAAGGUAUACGAGGCUGCGAUCGAGAACCAGACCGACCAGAAAAACCCCGCCAUGCGCCGCGCCGCCGCCCCGAGCUACUUUGUUUAG